AGGUACAACUCAUUCGCAAGUAUUCAUCUGCACCAACUGAAAUAUGAAGCUGUAUUUGCCAAUACUGGUUGGACUCCUGGGGCUGACCAUGGUUCACUGCCAAAUUCUCGUGCCGGGGCUUCGACAUCGCCAGGUUCCCGUGCUUGAUAACGGCCAAAUUAGAGUGGUGCAGUAUCUCGACGCGGCUUCUACAGUUACCCCAGAGGUGCUAAAGGAUCAGUUCAGUAGACGAUUUACCACGCUUGCCAAACCUUUAAUAAGUGGUGCCGCUCCCCAAACCAGUCUCCCAAACUUGUAAAUAAAAGCUUAUCACUAUUAUAGCUUUAAUAAAACAUUUAAGCUUUUAAGUUU
This is a messenger RNA of Drosophila suzukii, 351 nucleotides long. RefSeq lists its product as uncharacterized. The record is from RefSeq and is a predicted model, not a curated record. NCBI's taxonomy places the organism in Eukaryota, Metazoa, Arthropoda, Insecta, Diptera, Drosophilidae.